AUGAACCCGCGAUUGGCGAAAGAGGACCGGAAAUCCCCGCUCACGUUUUUCCUUUUGCUCUCGGUGACUUUGUUUCUCUGCGUGGCGGUGUUCGGACCGGACGGGCCCGUGAGGACUCGAGGAUCGAAUUCGAUCGAAUCAUCAGCCGCGCGGUUGGGGAAAGGAAAAACAUCGUCAUCCUCGGCGAAGUUUAAGACGACGAUGAGGACGAAGAAGAACGAAGUUAAAGAAGAAGAAGAAGAAGAAGAAAACAACAACAACGCGUCGGAAUCAGAAUACGCCCAAAUAAACGCGUAUUUCGCAAAGUUUGCGGUGAAACGAGACGAGGACAAAAAGAAGAAUCAUCGGAAAGCAGGAGCCGGAGGAGGAAGCAGCGGAGCGUCGUCGCUCGGAGGAAUGAAAACCAUCUCCGCGUUCGGGAGGUACUGGGACAAACAAGUACCCAUGGACAACGAAAUCAGAAAGAAUCGAGCGAAUUCGGACCGAGUGUCGGCGAUUUUAAUGCCACCGGAGUCGUCCUCGCACGCGUCGAGUUUGUUAGCGUUACCGAACGGGGACGUUUUGCUGGCGUGGUUUUCCGGGAAGAGCGAAGGCGGGGAUAACGUUGGCAUCGCGGUGAGUAAACUGAAGAAAGGGGAGACGAAGUGGAGCCAAGCGAAGUUUGUGAGCAAGGCGCAGCACCGGUCGGCGCAGAACCCGGUAUUGAUGAGGAAUAAUAAUCCAAACGAUAAGGAGGAUUCGAAGCACGUGAGGAUCGUGCACUCGAGUCAAGCCGCGUAUGAAGGACAAGGGACGUCGGAUAUGAGGUCGUUGUUUUCCACCGACGGCGGGGAGACGUGGUCGAAACCAGUGGUCGUAGACCAUAAGAACGGGGCGUUCCCGAAGAAUAGCGCGAUUCGAGCGUUGAAUGGGGAUUUGAUUUUGCCGAUGUAUUACACGCCGAGCGGAUUUUUUGACGCGUCUACGCAGUAUUCCGAGUUGCAAACCUCCAAAGACGGCGGCGAGAGUUGGCAUCCGCUGGUGGAGAUGCCCGGUACGAGAGGGAACUUGGUGCAACCGACGAUUGUGAGGUUGAAUAACAACGACUUGCUCAGUUUCUUUCGAUCGCGCACGGCUGAUUUUAUUUACGCCUCGAAAUCGACGAACGACGGUAAGACGUGGACGGAAGCGAAACCGACCAAGUUUCCGAACAACAACGCGGGGAUUCAAAUGAUCAAGCUGAGAGACUCGAGCAAAGAUGUCCUAGUGCUUGUGUUUGAUAACUGCAACGAAGGGAGGUUCCCGUUGUCUAUCGCUUUGUCCGAGGAUGGGGGUAAAUCGUGGGACCACAUUCGCGAUUUGGAACCCGACGUUGAUUUCGAUCACGAGCAACCGAACAGAGACAAACACACCAACGACGGCGACGGCGAGUAUUCCUAUCCGUCCAUCCAAGAAGACGGCAUUCACGACGGGCUCAUUCACGUCGCGUACACGUUCAGACGCGAAACGAUUAAAUAUUCCGCAUUUAUGACGGAUUGGAUUAAAGAUAACUCGGAAGAGGCAAAAUCGAUUGGGAAAGUGCAAAAGAUUGCGGACACGUUCAACGACGCCGUGUAUACGGAAAGAAUCAACGGGAAGAGAAACGAUUGGGAAUUUGACGUUGGUUCCGAUAACGACGGGAACCCGAAGACGGAAUACAUGUUACCGAACCCAGAAGAGUUGCCGCCGACGGAGUUGCCGUUAUAA
Molecule: messenger RNA, 1725 nt
Organism: Bathycoccus prasinos
Lineage: Eukaryota; Viridiplantae; Chlorophyta; Mamiellophyceae; Mamiellales; Bathycoccaceae
Product: BNR repeat-containing glycosyl hydrolase
Exons: 1
Coding region: 1-1725 (574 amino acids)
Source: RefSeq, a predicted model, not a curated record